AUGACAUCUACGAAGGUCUACACGGCAGAUGAGGUGGCCAAACACACCACUGUGGCGGAUGGCUGGAUUAUCAUUGACGGCGACGUACUGAAUGUGUCUUCAUUCCUCGAUGAUCACCCCGGCGGCCGUGAUGUCCUCACCGCACUACUCGGCACAGACGCAUCGCAGGCAUUUGCAGAUGUAAAUCACAGCAAGUCAGCCCGUCGACUUUUCUCGUCGCUGCAAGUUGGAAAAAUCGCAGGAUCCCGCCAGAUGCGUCUUGCCGAUGUGAAGGCCAAACAAGCCACCGCCACUGACAAGAACAGCUGUUGGGUUGUUAUUGCAAAUAAAGUCUACGAUCUCUCACCGUUUCUCGACAUGCAUCCAGGAGGUCGUGAUGUACUGCUCUGCAAUGCAGGCACAGACGCCUCACAGGCAUUUGCAGAUGUUAAUCACAGCAAAAGCGCACAUCGCAUGAUGGAGAAAUACUAUGUGGCCGAUCUGCACCCUGAAGAUCGCGUGGUCGUGAGAAAUGCACAAUCUAAAAGUAACGAUAAGAGUUUAAAUGAGAAAGAGUCGAAGCAUGAUAACCCACAAGACGCAGUUAAUCAAUUCAUCAUGGCACAAAUGAAAAUGGGAGCCAUUGUACUGGGAAUGGUCGCUUUAAUGAUAUAUGCGUUGAUGCAACUCUGA
Trypanosoma theileri is the source of this 672-nucleotide messenger RNA. RefSeq names its product putative cytochrome b-domain protein. The transcript has a single exon. Bases 1 to 672 code for a protein of 223 amino acids. Gene Ontology annotation, molecular function: heme binding. The record is from RefSeq and is a predicted model, not a curated record. Gene Ontology annotation, cellular component: membrane; intracellular membrane-bounded organelle. Lineage: Eukaryota; Euglenozoa; Kinetoplastea; Trypanosomatida; Trypanosomatidae.